AUGAGUGCCGGGGUGCUCCGCGCAAGGAAGCCGAGAUCACCCAGCAGCACCCCAGCAGGGAUGAGCUGGACCCCAACAGCAGCCCAGCAGAGCAGGCCCAUGUUCUCCAGGCCCCGGACAUCAUUCCUCAUCCAAGACAUCCUCUGGGAUGGGGCAGAGCGGGGAGCGCGGCCGGAGCGGGGCAGGAGCGGAGGGUUUGGCAGCCCAGAGGACGGGGAGCCUGGGGUGACCCCGACGGAGGGGAGCGAGGGCAGCUCGGCCCCGGGGGCUGCCCCAGUGCACCCCCCCAGGAGCCCUUGUUCCCCAGGAGCAUCGCAAGGCCGAGGGACACCCCACGAGGCGGACACAGAUGCCUACCUGUCCGAGUGUGACCCCCCCCUGCAACACCUGCCCGUCACCCAGUGCCCCCCCAAGCAGGCGAAGCGCUCGCGGGCGGCUUUCUCCCACACCCAGGUCAUCGAACUGGAGCGCAAAUUCAGCCACCAAAAAUAUCUGUCGGCCCCCGAGCGAGCCCACCUGGCCAAAAACCUCCAGCUCACUGAGACCCAGGUGAAAAUCUGGUUCCAGAACAGGAGAUACAAAACCAAGAGGAAACAGGUCGCUUCCGAAAUCAGCGGACUGGACACGCGCCUGCCCGGGCAGAAAGCGGCUGCGCUGCCCGGAGCGUCGCUGCUGGCACUACGGGCGGGCUGGCAGCACCUGCCUUACCUCUACUACUUGAACGGCUGGAGUCCCUCCUGGUGGUAA
Athene cunicularia (burrowing owl) is the source of this 747-nucleotide messenger RNA. It is a transcript of the gene NKX3-1, whose product is annotated as NK3 homeobox 1. Lineage: Eukaryota; Metazoa; Chordata; Aves; Strigiformes; Strigidae. Bases 1 to 747 code for a protein of 248 amino acids. The record is from RefSeq and is a predicted model, not a curated record. Gene Ontology annotation, cellular component: nucleus. Gene Ontology annotation, molecular function: RNA polymerase II cis-regulatory region sequence-specific DNA binding; DNA-binding transcription factor activity, RNA polymerase II-specific. Gene Ontology annotation, biological process: cell differentiation; regulation of transcription by RNA polymerase II. The transcript has 2 exons.